This is a messenger RNA of Miscanthus lutarioriparius, 792 nucleotides long. NCBI's taxonomy places the organism in Eukaryota, Viridiplantae, Streptophyta, Magnoliopsida, Poales, Poaceae. The record is from the annotation of a GenBank genome assembly.
AUGGUGGAGGACGUCAUCCUCCUUCGCAUCAUCGUCAGUUCUAAACGUUGGGACAUCUUCAAGGAUGCGGACUACUACAUCUACCAGGCUACCGACGAGGCCGCGGACGAGGGGCCGUCACUCAAGCGGCUCCCGCGGCUGCCGAAGCUCCAUAGCCCCUAUGAGUUUGAUUCAGAUCAAGUUGGCAUUCUGCGCUGCGGCGCCCGCCACCAACGGCGCUACAACGCGCUGCGCCCCCACCGCGACACCGCAGGUGAUUUCUAUAUUGUCGCCGCACUCUGUAGGGCGCCCAAUUCCGUGGCCCCUGGAGAGUUUGUCAUUUGUCUAUACAACUCCAAUUCUCCAACCAUCUGGAUUACCCACAAAAUCUCAGUGGACGAAAACCAACAUCGACGCCAAUAUGGCUGCCACUUCGAGCAUUACAACAGCAAGGUCAUCUCAAUUGGAGGAGAUUCUGGCACCAUGGGCUUCGUUGACCUCUGGCGGGGUAUCCUCUUCUGUGAUGUGCUCAAGCUUCAGCGAGGCAAAACCACCCCUCCUAUUCGUUAUGUAACUUUGCCACCGCCACUCCUUCCAGGCAGGGUGAAUAGGGGUGACGCACGGCUCGCUCGGGACAUCGCCAUAGUCCAACAAGGUCGCACCAUUAAAUACGUUGAGCUGCAGGUUCACUGGAAGCCUCACCCAACCUUUAGGGGUUGCUACUUCAGGGAUGGUUGGAUGUCCAGGAUAUGGACAAGACCGGUGGAUGCUGAUUGUGCUGAGGACUGUUGGAAACCGGGCUGUAAGCAAUAG